UGGAAUCUCAAGCCCUCGUACUUCUCAUUCAGAAGAAGGGGAGGGAGGGCAGACAUGGACAGACGUGCGGUGGAACCCAACUGGAUGACCCUUUUAUUUUGUUAGCUGUGUGUGCUGUUGUGAGGAUCUUUUUCAGGAUAUGUGUGUGUAUGUGUGUGGGUGAAAUGUGUAUCUUGUCUUAUCAUAGGCCUUGACCAUCUAUCCACAUAAUCUAUGGACAUUGACCUGAGGAUUACAGAAGAUUUGUUCAGAGCAGACUGAGCCUCAGCUGAAGUUGUAGAUUUAGUUUGUUUGUCUGUUUGGAGCCCCUCAAAUAGAGAAGACAUGGUUUCUGUUAUAGUAAAGACGUGACUCCCCUUAUACAUCUGCACACUGCAAGGCCAUAGCAGCAAAUCCUUCAAGCCUCGAACAGCUUGAAGUGAGAGAGAAAGAGUGAGAUUUGUGUACUAAAUUAAGUGAAGGGGGCGGGGGAUUUAAAGAAAAGACACAGGGGGUGUUUCUUGCCCCUCUUUCCCCUUUUUUUCUCUCGCUGCUGGUCUCCUUGGUCACACACAUGCACACAUCCUAACACACACACACCAACACUGACGAGGGCUCAGUCCUGCUAUGGCCACCACCACCACCACCGAGGAGAGCUCUCCGGUCCCGGCCACCAUAGCACCCCAGCAGCCUGACUUGGAAACUAGCGUAGGACCCGGCUCAGCGGCGAUGCCUGAGCCCAGCGAGGCCCAACGUGACAGAGAGGAAAAAGAGGAUGAGGAAGAGGAGGAAGUUGGCGGAAGCUCUGUGCAAGUGCAGGAGAAUGCAAGAGGGCAGAGUCUGGACCCCGAGUGGGUGGAGGAGAGGUUCAGGAUAGACAGGAAGAAGCUGGAGAACAUGUUGUAUGCUCCAAAGCAUGGAGAUGAUGAGACAGGAGAGGAGUUUUUUGAGAGAGUGAUGAGAGAAACUGACACUCAGGUGAGAUGGCCGUCCAAGCUGAAGAUUGGAGCCAAGUCAAAGAAAGAUCCGCAUGUGAAGGUGGAAGGGAAGAGAGACAAUGUCUUGGAAGCCAAAAAGAAGAUUCUAGAAGUGCUGGAAACCAGGGUCAACAAGGUGACUUUAAAGAUGGACGUGGCCUACACAGAGCACUCCCACGUGAUUGGUAAAGGUGGUGGAAACAUCAAGAAGGUGAUGGAGGUCACAUCGUGUCACAUCCAUUUCCCCGACUCCAACCGGCACAACGGUACGGGAGAGAAAAGCAACCAGGUCUCCAUCGCUGGACCCAUAGAAGGAGUGGAGGAAGCCCGGAGGAGGAUAAGAGACCUGCAGCCAUUGUCCUUGACCUUUGACCUCCCAGUCAGCCUGGUGCCCCAGGCCCUGCCAGAUGCAGGCUCCCCACUCAUCCAGCAGGUAGUGCAGACGUUGGGGGUCAGUGUGAGCUUCAGGGCCGUGCCACCUCAUCCUCAGGCACAACCCAACUUCUAUGAAAGCUGCUGCACCGUCUGGGGCCUGCAGGGCAACGCAGCUGCUGUCAAGAAGGCGACCUGCAUCCUGAUGGAUCUGUUGCUGGGGUCAGAGGUCGCAGGCGGCAUAGUGAGCAGCCAGAUGGAUGUCACCUCCCAGCAGCAUCUCUUCCUGUUGGGGCAGAACGGAGCUCACUUCCUGAGCGUCAUGCACCAGACCCAGACCCAGAUCAUCCUACCAGACCUCAGUGCUCCUCAGAGCCCUCCGUCCCUGCUCAUCCAGGGCAGCCCUCACGGAGUGUGCCUGGCUCGGCAGCAGCUGAUGGACUGUCUGCCUGUGUGUUUGAUGUUUGACAUGCGCGAAGAUGGGGAGGCAGAUCCGUGUAAACUGGCUCAGAUGAUGCAAAACCUGGGAGUCUUCAUUAGUGUCAAACCCAAAGUAAAACAGACCAGCAAGUCAGUGGUGGUGAAAGGUCUGGAAAGGAACAUCUCUUGUCUUCAUGAGGCCCGUCGUCUGCUCCUCGGGUUGGAUUCCUGUGAGACUGCCAAGGUAACCGAGAUGACCCCUGAACCCACGCUAGCCGGCAGCGGGCUGGCCAACUAUUGGCUCAACAUGUUGCUGCAGCAGCUUCGUCUCUCUGAGCAGGGCUCUGUGCCAGCUAUCCCUCCAGAGCUGCUGACUGGUACUAAGCUCCGCCCCUCACCUCCACCAGGUCUCACCUCUCACGCUGACGAGGGGAGGACAGGACUGAAGGGAACAGACAGCCGGCCGCUGGAGAAGAUCCUAGAAAAUGAGGACCAGUCUGGCCAAUCAGAGGAUGAGAGCUCUAAUGUUGAGGUGUGUGAUGCAGUCAGCAGCAUCAGCAGGGUGGGAUUGAUGGGUCGGAGGGGGAGUCUGCAGGGUCCUGAAAUUACAAAGGUUUUCAACCACGGCAGACGGCAUUCAACAGGGCAGGCGCUAACAUACAGAUUGCUGAACGCAGAGAUGGAGGGAGGGAGGAGUGAGCGAAGAAACAGCCUGAGGAGAGAUGUAACGAUGGCUCAGGAUGUUUGCGCUGACUCAUCCAAGGCUGAGGAUUAUGACUAUGAGAGGAAGAAACUGCUGGCAACUAGAGCCAUGCUGAGGAAGCCUGUGCUCACAGAGGUCCAGACGCCUACUGACACCUGGAGUGGCCUCGGCUUCUCCAAGUCCAUGCCGGCCGAGGCCAUUAAGGAGCUCCGCAACAUCAGCCGACGUAGCUACAAACCGUACCUGAGCAUCAGCAAUAGCCAUCAACAGUCCUGGGCUGCUCAGAUGGGAAAGGUGUGUAAUGGGAGCAACCGUGACAACUGGAGGGACAGACAUGGAUCCACAUCUUUAUCCCUUCUUGUCUCCCCCUCCUCUUCCUCUUCCUCCUCCUCCUCCUCCCCCUCCUCACCCCCGUCCACUUUCGCCUCAUCCACCUCCUCCUUCCCUGCAUUUGCAGCCUCAAUGAAUAGAAGCAGAAAUGACAAACCCUCGGAGAGCUUCCCAGGCAGCAGCAGCAGCUACUUUGAAGGUGUGUGCUCAUCGAGGAGGGCGUCAAGCUGCAGUCAGCGGAGCCCCUCCCCCCAAAUGAUAGAUGACCUGCCUGAGCUGCUCAGCCAACUUGGCCUAAUUAAAUACAUUGACGUGUUUGAACAACAAGAGAUCGACUACCAGACGUUCCUCACUCUGUCUGAUGAGGAUCUGAAGGAAGUGGGCAUCUCCACCUUUGGAGCCAGACGCAAGAUGUUAUUGGCAAUCUCAGACCUGACCAAGAGUAAGAGGAGGCUGUCAGAUACACCUGCAGUGAAGCCUGGCUACUUGGAGGGUGGUGCUAGUGGCCGAUUACCGCGAAUCAUGGAUCUAGAAGUUGCGGCUCAGAGUAAUCGCUGGUGAGAGGAGAAUCCCAGCAGCUCUGAGCUCCACCUGACUGACGUGGAGCUAUUCAGCCUCUAAACAAGUAUACAGUGAUGCUGUUGGCAGAGCAGAGGUUAAAUCUGCUUGUUAUUCACUUUUUUAUUAUAAAUGGAUAAGCAUGUUGCCCAAAAUGCAGGAAACAUUAUGUAAACCUUUGAGUCCAGUGCCUCUAAUCUACAGCCAAAUCCCAAAGUUUUUUAUACAAAACCAAGACAAGGAGGUCUUCCCUUCCAAACAAGAAAGAAACUGUGUGUUUAAUUCCAUGAUAACCACUACAUUUAUGUAAUUGUAAAUAGAUAUUUACAAAAAUAAAUUACAUUGUACUAUGAUAGUGACGAAAAA
This is a messenger RNA of Anarrhichthys ocellatus (wolf-eel), 3705 nucleotides long. RefSeq names its product bicaudal C homolog 2 (gene bicc2). Gene Ontology annotation, cellular component: cytoplasm. Gene Ontology annotation, molecular function: protein binding; RNA binding. NCBI's taxonomy places the organism in Eukaryota, Metazoa, Chordata, Actinopteri, Perciformes, Anarhichadidae. The record is from RefSeq and is a predicted model, not a curated record. The transcript is spliced from 19 exons. Bases 607 to 3342 code for a protein of 911 amino acids.